AUGCCAACAGACAAUGCCACCAACGAGCUGCAGUCUAAAAAUAUUUCAAGUCAACGACGAGUAGCUCAACUGACUCUUCGUCGCAUGGCUACAUUCGACUACUUGAAACGUCUGUUUUUGGGCAAGGGAUAUCAUAUGGGCACAGUUGCUAUUCCAAUGCGAGUUUUGGCUAAAAUAUACAGCACUCCACAAAUGAAAAAAAGAUCUGGUCAGCUAUUUCAACUAGGGCUAGGUAUUGGAAAGUUGCUACGCAUCGCAGAUUCGGCUGAAUUUGGGAAAGCAUUUGAUGCUCUACUAUCAGAAUUUGAUGUAGCAAUAGGCGACUCUCCCUCGAAGCAGAAAAAUAGUCUGUUUUCAAGACUAAACAAAACGUUUGGAGAUCAGCAACUGAACAACGAUGGAUUAUCUGCAUAUGGCUUACUUGAAAUAGUUCAGUUGCCAUUCGAACUCGACUUUAUUGAAACGUAUAUAACGCUGUGCGAAAUACUAGUAUUAUCAUAUAGCAAACUUUUGCCUGCUAGAGGAUCUGAUUGCCCAGAUAGCCAUUUUGAGUGUGUACAUCGACUUGAUCUGAAAAUCAAGAAACAUAUUAUUCAUAGUGUUAUCAGGGAGAUAAAUGGUGCCGCAAAGCUAAUUUUGGAAGAGCAGUUUCAUGCACUCGCCAAUGGCGAAUAA
Batrachochytrium dendrobatidis JAM81 is the source of this 675-nucleotide messenger RNA. RefSeq lists its product as uncharacterized. The transcript has 6 exons. Bases 1 to 675 code for a protein of 224 amino acids. The record is from RefSeq and is a predicted model, not a curated record. NCBI's taxonomy places the organism in Eukaryota, Fungi, Chytridiomycota, Chytridiomycetes, Rhizophydiales.